UAUUCAUCUCCAACAAUGGGAGGGGAUAGAAUAAAUCUGAGCCGUGCACUCUUGCUUCUUCACCAGGGAGGUGCAGACUGGGACCCUAAAGCGAGCGAGUGGCUUCAAGAGAGGGAGCUAAACUCUGUAGCAUCUGAGCUGGCGGGUCGACAAGAGGAGAGCGAACAUUCCCACAAGCACCUGGUAGAGCUGAGCAGGGAGUUCAAGAGAAAUGUCCCUGAGGAAGUCCGGGAGAUGGUGGCACCUGUUCUCAAGAGUUUCCAAGCCCAGGUGGUUGCUCUGAACAAGCGCAGUAAGGAGGCAGAGUCUGCGUUCCUGGGAAUCUACAAACAGCUUAUCGAGGCCCCAGAUCCAGCUCCCAUGCUGGAGGCCUCACAUUCCCUGGAGGAAAGGCUGCAGCAACUUCAGAGUUCGGCCCCAGACAGCGAGGCCCUGGUGCGAGAGAUCAGUGGGCACUGGAAAAAACACCUCGAGUGCCUUGAAAAGACAGAGUCCUCAGAGGACGGUCCAGCAGUAUCGGGAGCAGCAGUGACAGAGGAGACCCCAGAAACCAGCUCUUCAGCCUCCCUGAUGACCCCCAACAGCACACCGGCUCCUGGGGAACCAGGCUCUCCGCAGCAGAACUGCCAGGACCGAGCUGAGGACCAAGGGGAGGCGGAGGAGAGCGCUGAUGUUAGCGGGGCUGACAGACUAUCAGAAGCAGAGGAGAAGAUCAAAGUUCUGCAUUCAUCUUUGAAUACUGCACAGACAGAGCUGCUGGACCUGCGGUGUAAAUACAACCAGGAGAUGGCCAACAAGGCAGAGGAGGUCGAUGCCAUCAUGGCGAAUCUUGAGAAAGCAAACCAGAGAGCAGAAUUGGCUCAGAGGGAAGUGGAGAGGCUAAAGGAGCAGUUAGCCAGUGGCCAGAAUGCCACCACAGGGAGCUGCCAUCCAGCAGAGGGCACUAGCAGGGAGAAGAACGAGAAGGGCGAUGUGUUGCCCUCCCAGCUGGAGGCUGCCUUGCUGGCUAAAGACCGCGAAAUCCUCCGACUUCUAGAAAACAUUCAGCGGCUGCAGUUCACACUGCAGGAAGUGCAAGAGACCUCAGCCAAUCAAAUCCUAGAGCUGGAACGUCAGCUGGCCUAUAAGACAGAAGCUAUCGAGAGAUUAGAAGCUAAACUGCAAUCCCAAAUGGACUAUGAAGAGAUUAAAACUGAACUAAGUAUCCUAAAGGUAAUGAAGCUGGCCUCAGCAAAUGGCAGCUCAUCCCAGGAUUCUGCCAAGGCUGCAGAGGCUCUUUUGCUGGAUAAAGAGGCCUUUCUUCCAUCUCACAAGUACCUGGUGGAUAAGACCAGAAUAUUGCACAGCAAUGAUGAUGACCAUUCUGAGGACACAGGUAGGGAGACAGGCAGGCCGCUGGGCUCCCAUUCAUCCUCCUCUCAGGCAGACAGUCGUGCCUCCCCCAGCCCUGGUCCCCCACUGGAUGGCUCCUCCUCCAGCCAUGAUCUCCCCCGUCCUUUCUCCGUGUCUCCAUGCUCUGGCGACCGACUGUCAGGAGACCACAUACUCCACAAGCAGCUCCUCUCUCCACACUUUAAAAAGGACGGCCUCAUGGCUUUCCCCACCGCCCUCUAUGCAGCCAAAGUUGCCCUCAUGUCAGCCUCUCAAGGGUCUGCAGGGGCUGGCAGCGUUGAUGCUGGCUUGCCCAGCGACCAGUCAGAAAGCGGCAGCUCAACUGCAGGAGACGAGGACCAACUAGACACAGCAGAGAUUGCCUUCCAGGUGAAAGAGCAGCUGCUGAAGCAUAACAUUGGCCAGAGAGUCUUUGGCCACUAUGUGCUGGGCCUCUCCCAGGGCUCGGUCAGUGAGAUCCUGGCAAGACCCAAACCCUGGAGGAAGCUGACUGUGAAAGGCAAAGAGCCUUUUAUUAAGAUGAAGCAGUUCCUCUCUGAUGAACAGAACAUCCUGGCACUCAGGACCAUCCAGGUCCGCCAGAGAGGGAGCAUCACUCCACGCAUCCGAACUCCUGAAACUGGGUCAGACGACGCCAUUAGGAAUAUCCUGGAGCAGGCCAAGAAGGAGAUCCAAUCCCAGAGGGGAGGUGAUGGCAAGUCAUCUUUAAACAGUUCAUCAGGCAGAAGCAGUAACGGGGCGGGCAGCAGCUCUGAUGAAACCAUAAAGAGCAUCCUGGAACAGGCCAGGAGGGAGAUGGAGGCACAGCAGCAGGCCCUGAUGGAGAUGGAGGUUUGCGGGAGGGCCUCAACUGCCAGCUCAGGAGUUCAGAUGGAACGUCUGGGGCCCCCUGAGCGCUCCAGGGGCCUGCCUUUACCCAUCUCCAUCAAACAAGAGGAAGGAGGCUGUGUUACCGUGUGCAUGGCCAAUCCCAUCAGCAGCCCCCAGACACCCCUCAGUGUCCUCUCCCCUGCUGCUUUUGUCCAGAACAUCAUUCGCAAAGUCAAAUCAGAGAUCGGUGAAGCGGGCACGUACUUUGAUCAGCACUGGUCUCAAGAGCGGGGACCCAUCGGACUUGGAGGCGGCGGUAGCUCUCGGCCUUUCAGUUCAGUCUCCCCCUCCUUGUCUUCCUCCUCUUCUGGCCCCUCAGCUUUGCCUCGGCCCUGGCCUCGCCUUGAGAAUGGUGAGGGUCUUCCCAACAGCGAGGAGGCCUCUGCUGCUGAGGAUGAGCUGGGCCUGGGCCGACCAGUAGAAGUGAAGGUGGAGUCAGACACCUCUGUAAGCGGUGAGUCUCCAGGACCCGGCCCAGGACGCCUCUCCUACUACCCAGCAUAUAUUCCUCGUGCACUGAAACCCACCGUGCCCCCCCUGACACCAGAGCAGUAUGAGAUGUACAUGUAUCGGGAGGUGGACACCAUUGAGCUGACCAGGCAAGUGAAGGAGAAGCUGGCGAAGAACGGCAUCUGUCAGAGGAUCUUUGGUGAAAAGGUGCUGGGACUUUCUCAAGGCAGUGUGAGCGACAUGCUGUCUCGGCCCAAACCCUGGAGCAAGCUGACCCAAAAAGGCAGGGAGCCUUUCAUCCGCAUGCAGCUGUGGUUACUGGAUCAGCUCGGCCAGAGCCUCAACCAGCCGCCAAACCAAGGCCACGCUCAGGAUAAAAGCCCAGUGAUGGCACAGUCCUCACCCUCCCCGCCUCCUAGCCCAGCGGAGAGCCAUGCAAGUCCCCUGGUUGAGCCUGUCAGUCUCUCUCUGGAGAGCAGCAAAGAGAACCAGCAGCCUGAGAGCCUGGUUUUGGGGUUGCCCACCCAUCCAGAGGGAGGGAAGUCCACUCCGAGCCUCACAGCUCUACAUCAACCCACAAACCCACUGGGCAUCCAGGAGCUGGUGGCCAUGUCUUCAGAGCUGGACACCUACGCCAUUACCAAGAAGGUCAAGGAGGUGCUAACAGACAACAACCUUGGCCAGCGUCUUUUCGGGGAGACCAUCCUGGGUCUGACUCAAGGCUCAGUGUCCGACCUGCUCUCCAGGCCCAAACCUUGGCACAAACUGAGCCUGAAAGGCAGGGAGCCAUUUGUCCGCAUGCAGCUUUGGCUCAAUGAUCCUCACAACGUGGACAAGCUGAGGGCCAUGAAGAAGAUGGAGAAGAAAGCCUACCUGAAGAGGCGGUACGGGCUGCUGAGCACUGGCUCGGACAGCGACUCACCCAGCACUCGUUCUGAGUGUGUGAGUCCAGCCUUGACCUCGCUAGACUUGUGCCCCUACAGCCAGGUGAAGAAACCUCGGGUGGUGCUGGGAGCUGAGGAGAAAGAAGCCCUGAGGAAGGCCUACCUGCUGGAGCCCUACCCCUCUCAGAACACUAUCGAAAUGCUGGCCUCACAGCUCAACCUCAAAACUAACACUGUCAUCAACUGGUUCCACAACUACAGGUCUAGAAUGCGACGUGAGGUGCUGAUGGAAGGUCUGCCAGAUGAUACAGAUGCUGAACACCACAGCUACUCCCCUUCAGUGACACGGAGCCCCCACUCUGAUGGAGAGGAGAGGAGGCUGCAACAGCCCUCAGGACACAUGCACUCCUGCCUUCCUCUUGGCGCCAACAGUGCACUGCCUCAUGUCAAACAGGAGGCAAUAGACAGGGAAGAUGAGGCAGAGGCGGGAGGAGAAGGCUCUAUGAAACAGUCAAGAGCUCAGUGUUUUCCCACCGUACCAUUCCCACAGCUGAAAAGCGAGCACGAAGACUCCAUCACUGGCUGUCGCGAGCCCCACCUGGCUGGGCAGAGCUUAAGGCAAGAGGAGGGGAUGAGCAGCCAGACUCAGGGGCUCUAUCCUGGUGCAGCCUCCAUAGAUGCCCAGAGAGCCAACCAGUCCAGGCAUGAGGGGGAAGAAUCCGGAAAGUCACCCGUUGACCCCGUCAGCUUCAAGGCUUCAUCAGAGCCCUGCCGCAGCAGCCUAGAGGUCUCCCUCAACUCCCCCUCUGCUGCAUCCUCACCCGGCCUCAUGAUGUCAGUCUCCCCUGUUCCCUCCUCCUCUGCUCCCAUAUCACCCUCGCUGCCCAACCCUCCAUCAACAAGCACCAAUCACAGCCUGGACCCGAACCCACUCCCUCCCUUCCAAAGCCCUAAACUCAACAGAAGCACUCAGAGACGCAACGAGAAAAUGGCCAACCUCAAUAACAUCAUCCACAGGCUAGAGAGAGCGGCCAAUCGAGAAGAAACACUGGAAUGGGAGUUUUAAGUCCACUUUACUGUAUCUAGUGCGGAUGACCGUCGCAGCACACAGGAGAGUCUCAGAUAGAGUCUUCCUGAAGACUUUGAAUGGAGCCUGGCUCCUGAAGGCCUGUCCUCUCACACUGAAAACUCUUAGGAAACGGGAACGCAGAGCUAAACAUAUGGCUAAAUUCCCUACAAAAACUCAAGAGUUGAAAAAAAUAUAUGUGUGUAUUUGUUUUUUUUUUCUUUUGAUAAUGCAUACUACUUUGAACUAUAUGUGACAGCACUAGCUGUUAUUUUACCUAUUGGACUUGACAUGAAGACUUUUGCAGCUAUGGUGUCAUAAAAUGUACACUGAAGUUCUGUAGAUUGCCACUGGGUGAGAUUAAAAAAGACCCCUGUCUUAAGCCAUUAAAAGCACUAUAACUAUUUGAAAAGAGACAUUGACCAAAUUUGCUACUUUUUGAAUAGCAAUUUUUCAGAUUUUGUCUGUAAGACUGGACAGUUUAAGUCAAGUAACAUGAAGUCCUAUUACUGACUGAGGGAUAGUCCUUUAAGACUCUAAAUAUUGAACAUCUUGUAUGUACUUAGUUUCUUGGUGAUAUGUUUUGAAAUAUUUGUAACUCACACGUAUAAAAUGUGGUUGUACAUGUUGUAGAAUUGUCUGCAAUAGCCUUCUCCAAACCUGAUGUAGCAUGGUACUCACCUGACCCUGUUAUCCUCUGUAGUUAGUCACCUGUGAUUAUACUUGAGCGAAAAAAAGUUGAAAACCCUGCAAAAAAUAAGAAAAAAGAAAACGUUAAAUCUAAUGAGUAGAGUACUUUAAGUGUUUUCUUUUGUUUUUUUCUUUGAAUAAUCCUUGAGGUUUACAGUUUAGGGCCCUUGUGCUUUUGGUAGUAAGUGAACCAUUCACUUCACAAGAGCACAGUUUACAUGAUUUCUUUCAGACUUACCUCUCUGACCCUCUAAGGCACUGGUUCUCAGACUGUAACGGGCCAAGACACAGGACACCUGGUUUACCUCAGAUUAUGUUGAUGCACAUCAUGCUAUGAUCAUGCGUUUCAUUCUUAUACAUAAACAUGAGCCACACUUACUUGAGUCAGUGGAGGAAAACUAUAAUGUAUUAUGCCUCACACGUGAGUUCAUGCCUCAAAGAUCAAACAUGGAGCAAGUGGGGAGUAUUAAGGAGUUUUACAAAGAACACGAGGAGUGGUUAUUCCUUUGUAUGUAUGCAUUGUGAUUCUCCUCGCAGGUUAGACCGGAUUGAGAGUGCAAUCUCAAAAUGGGUAUUUUACUGUAGCUGCCACAAAUUGUAACUAAUGAAACACCUCUGGCUCAAGCAUCGUAUCUCUACAGUUCUGCACAUUGAUCUACUUUGAGGCUGAAGCUCAUAGUGUUUGAAAGCAAGAUGCAUACAGUAUGACCUCUCAUCAACCAGACAGCAUUCAAUCUGUAAGUACACUAUAUUCAAGUACACAAAAGGUUACAGGUAUCCCCUCAUAUUAUCUUUGACCACUUGUGUAUUGUGUCUGUAGACGUUUCUUUGUCAUGCUUGCAAGAUGUUCUUUAUGUAUUUUGCCUCUAUUUUAUACUCAGAACAGUUAACUAGAUAUUCAAUACCUCGUGUAUGAAGUACUUACAGCACUUAGAUUUUGAUAAUUGUGAGGACUCAAGAAAAAUUCAAAUAUCAACAUUAUCCUAACUUAGUGUCCACAAGUCUUUGCCUUUACUGUAUCGUUGAAGUUGGUAGUAAACACUUGCACAUGUCUACAUAGUUCAGAGGACUUGGAUUGUAUUAUGUAGAGAUAUAUAUUACGCAAUUACUAAAAAAUAAUAUCUUACAUUCUUGGAACAAAAUGUGCUGAUUAUAUUGAAAUAGAGUGUACAGAUUUAAUAAACCAAACCCAUUCAAGCCAGUUCUGGUCUGGCAAGCUUGCCCACAUUUUAGACCUUCUCUCAGGGUAGUCUUGCUUUUUAAAGCUUUACUGAAACAGUUACUCUCAUCAGUGGUGUUGGUUAUGACAAACAUGCGGUGUAUAGAAAGACUCCGUUAUACUGAACAUGUGGAAGUUAUACGAACAUGGGAAUUUCAACUUUUGCCGAAAAUGGUGGUUUGUUGGAGAAUUGUUGCCGUUUUUUAAUUCAUUACACACAUGUCAAAGUACAGUGUAGACUGGAACUACCAGGAUGAGGCUAAUGGGUUACAAUUUUGAGAUCAGUAGGCUUUACUCUUUAAAAUAUUGUUUUUGUUUUCUCUUGGAGCCACAGAAGAUUUUUCUCUGGUUUUCGUACCACCAUAUUUUGUGCAUAAUAUACUGUAUGAUUAGAAGUGGCAUUUCUUAUGUGAAAAUUUCAUUGUCUUUCAUGGUAACAUGGACAUAUGACUGAAAAAGAAAUGUAUUUACCCAGACCAUUAAUUCUUCAUGUAAAGCUCAUUUCAUUGUUUUGCAUGCAAAUCCAUUCUGGUCACAUGACAAGGGAUAGACUGUUUUUGUGUUAAUGUUCUUGCACAGGGACAUUGAAUCAGCACUUAAAAUCUUUUUGCAUUAGUGAAGUCCGUGCAUGGUGCAGCUGAUAAAUAUGACUCUCACAAAGUCAUCAUGAUUCCAGUCAAAUCAGGACCCAACAAUGACCCCCGAAACAUUACUUCCAGGUAAAUAUUGAAGUCAAGAUUAUUUUGUGCCAUAUCAUAUGCCUCAUGCAUUAUCCUCACGGAGAAAUGCCUUGUGGUAAAGUGUGAUCUACAAAGUGUGUAGGGCUUUUGUCAACCAGUCCAGAAAAGCAAAGCUUUUUAAUACAAGAGCCCUACACAUUAGAUGAUUUUAUUUUAUAACUGACAUCAGUCACUAAAUAAUGAAGUAACUGGUCAGCAAAAUUUGAAUGAUUCAGAGUUGCUAAUAUAGAAAUAAUAUUUACAACUCUGGCACUGAGGGUUUGUCACAGAUAAUUUGUCAUAUAAAAGUCAGCUGUGAGCUAAUAAAGAAAAGUGUCCUGCAGGUUUAAUUAACCAUCUAAUGCCUCACAUGUCAGGCUAAUAAAUGUUAAAGAAUGGACAAAGGUAUGCCAAGCGUCUUGGAAAUGAAAUUGCAUAUGUAAGCCAUCAGUCAAUACAUAAUUGUUUAAGA
Acanthochromis polyacanthus (spiny chromis) is the source of this 7762-nucleotide messenger RNA. It is a transcript of the gene cux2b, whose product is annotated as cut-like homeobox 2b. NCBI's taxonomy places the organism in Eukaryota, Metazoa, Chordata, Actinopteri, Pomacentridae. The record is from RefSeq and is a predicted model, not a curated record. Gene Ontology annotation, molecular function: DNA-binding transcription factor activity, RNA polymerase II-specific; DNA binding. Gene Ontology annotation, biological process: regulation of DNA-templated transcription.